AAACACUGAAGUCCUGAAAUUAUAAAUGAAUAGGUCAGCAAACUGAGCUUGCCAUGCAGGCAAUUAAAACCGUGGAGAAAGAAGUCACUUUUAUAAAGGAAACGCUCUUCACGGAGUCUUUCCUGAAGAAGCAGGAGCGCAGCCGGAGCCCCGCAAGCCGGCGGCUCGGCGCGGAGCAGCCAUUGGAAGGAGCUGUCUGCAGCUCGCAGUGCUGCACUGAGCAUGUCCCAGCGGAGCCCGGCGCAAGCUGCACAUUAUGCAAAAAGGCGGCUCUAGCAGAUGGGAGAGAGGCUCGGCGAGCGUUCGCUGCGCCUGCAUCACCACCGCCUGAAAACAAACCCGCACCAUCGCUAGGGGGGAUCUCGCCGGCAGGCCGAGAGGAGGAAAUCUGGGAGCAUGGCUUGAUUUCCGAAGGUGGUGUGCUGCGGAAAAUCAUGGGGAAUCAAGAUGGGAAGCUAAAGAAGAACGCAGGUGAUGUGCAUGAUGGAGGAGAGGAUGUCUCUGGGCCCAAGGAUACAGAUGGCACAAAGAAGGUAACGGGAAGCAGGAGGGGAUUGGGGAAGCAUGCAAAAGGAAGUGAAUCUGGUAAGAAGAAAGGUAAGUCGGACUCGAGGGCCUCAGUAUUUUCAAAUUUAAGAAUCAGAAAAAAUCUGUCCAAGGCCAAAGAUGGGAAUAGCAGUUCGAGGGAGGAUGUUUUGGAAAGCCAGGCCUUGCCGCCGGGGGAGCUGGACAGCACUCACUCAAUCGUGACCAAAACUCCCGAUAUAAGCAUCUCUGCAGAUGAAGGGGGUCUCUCGGACACAGACGUUGAACAUUUUGAAAUCCGGAAUGAAACCGUCCCGGUUGCUGCAGAGACACAGGAUGGACAAAGGACCAGCUCUGGCUCCGACACAGAUAUAUACAGUUUCCAUUCAGCCACUGAACAAGAGGAUUUGCUUUCCGAUAUCCAGCAAGCCAUUAGGCUGCAGCAGCAGCAGGGGGCAAUUAGCAUUGGCACCGAGGACUUUGUCACCAAAACAAUGGGCCGACACAUGGCUAAUUCCCAAGCAGCCCCCUUAGAUUUUGAACGGUUCCUUUCAGGAGCUCCCGGUGACAAAGCGAGCAGCCCAGGCACCGAGGAGGCGCUUCCAGCGGGAUCUGAAAUUGCAGAAAGCAUUCCGGGCUCCUGUGCAAAAGAGAGUGAACUGAAAGAGGCGGUAAAUGGAACAGCCUCUCCUGGAAACGGCUUAUUUAAAACCCAGGAACGCAAGCUAUUGAUUGAGGAGCAGGAACAGCUCACUGACGGCGUGGAUGCUGUAGCUAGCGAGCUAAAGGAGGAUUUAAAUGGAGCCACAGUAGAAAACGGGCCUCAGAUAGAUGGCUUGGCACUACAUUUUCCAGCCUCGGGAGCAGUUUCUGAGGCUAAAAGUAGUGAUGUGCAGACUGAUCUGCAAGGUUCGGUCACGGAGGAUGGUGCUUGGGAUGCAGGCCGCAAUCAUGCUGCUGAGACUCAGGAAGAUAAACAUGCAAUAUCAGCCAGCCAAGAUGACCUGCUUAAUGGCUUAUCCACUGAAACGAAAAAUGGCAUUUCCUUCUCGGAGGGGACAACAGGCAGCCCGGUGCUUGGUUCCCGCUGCUUUAAACCCUACCUAAUUAAUCCUUGUUACAUCAAAACCACAACUAGGCAACUGAGUUCUCCCAACCAUUCACCUUCUCCCUCCCCAUCCCAGAGCCCGCUUUUCACGAGGAGGCAGGAGUCCUGUCACAAAAAGGAAAAGGUCUCAAUCAAAAAGCAGAGGUCUGCUAGUUUGGCGGGUUUAUUUAGCCGCUCGGCAGACUGGACCGACGAGAUAUCUGAUCACAAAAGCGAGCUAGCGCAGAAGGUGGGCUCUGCCGGCUACCUGGAGCACAGGGGCUUCAGAGAGAAGUUUCAACCGGAAAGAAUGCCUUUGACUCACUCAAGAAAGUCCUCAGGGGUGCAGGCUUCUACAGAGACAUUUCCUAAUGUCUUUUCAGGGAGAACUCUGCUGGAAAAGCUUUUCAGUCAGCAGGAGAAUGCGCCACAAGAAGAAGCAGAAAAACUAUGUUCUCGUAUUAUUGCAAUGGGUCUUUUGCUUCCUUUCACCGAUUGCUUCAGAGAACCGUGUAAUCAGAGUGCCCAGCAAAGCACACCCACCUUUGAUCAAGACCAGCUUUAUACUUGGGCUGCAGUUAGCCAACCCACACAUUCAUCGGAUUACAUUGAAGGAAGCUUUCCAAGGAGAAUUCCAUCUGCGUGGCCCCCACCCAAACCUCCAGAUGAGGAAAAAAGACUCAAAACUACGGAAGGAGAGUUGAAAUCUGCAAUCCCAGAAGUAGAGAAACAAUGCAUAGAGGAUGUCCAGCGGUCACAGAAAGAAGACUGUCCCACAGUACCUGGGUCCUGGGAUGAUUUUGAAGUGAAAUCCGAGGAGCGUGCCAGUGUCAUCCAACAACUUGAACAAACUAUUGAGGAUUUGAGGACCAAAAUUGCAGAACUAGAGAAACAAUACCCUGCCAGAGAAGUACAGACUGCUAUAAGGGAGCAGGAAAAUGAGCACAGACAUCCAGUCUGCAGGGAACUCAGUAGCAUAACUCUUCAAACAAACGGAGAGGAGGUUGCAUUCAGAACUGUGUCACAAGCAAGAUCUGUACAGACAUCACCAACAGAAGAUUAUCUACCACACAAAAUGCCUUCAGCCAAUGCACUGCCACAGCCACCCUCACCACUGCACUUGAAAGGGGGCAAAAGUGAAGGGCCAACCGAGCAAUUGCCAACUCUGGAACUACAGCCCACAUUUUGUUCUGAAAUCUCCUUAAUUCUGUCACCGAAACUAAUCUCGGUGCCACUGGAUACAAGCCAAUCAGUACAAAGUACGCCGCAGUCACCUCUUCCAGAACCCAAAGUUAAUUUGUCCCUUGCAUUUGAAGGAGAGCCUGGAUUGCCAGCUCCCCAUCAGCCUCUAAGUACUGGAAAUGAGACUUGUAGUGAACAUGCCCCCUCUGUGCCACCCGAGCCCUCUUGUAGCACUCUCCCAUCACUGCCAGGAUCUACCCUGGCUGCAUCUGCACCUCUGGCAGGAGGACCACCCUCACCAUCCCUGCCUGAUGCAGGACUCCCUCUGCAUCUCUCUGGCCCAGCAAUGCCGCACCCGGACCAUUCUUUGCCAGGCAUCGUGAUGCCACCUCCACCACCACCUCCUCCACCUUUGCCAAGUGGGGAGAUACCAAUGCCACCUCCAGCCCCUUCUCUUCCAGAUGCUGGAGUCCCACUGCCACCUCCACUACUACCUCUGCCCAGUGGAGGUGCAGGGUUCCCUCCUCCACCACCCCCGCCACCACCUCCUCCUCCUCCUCUGCCAGGUGCAGGUUUCCCACCACCACCUCCUCCUCCUCCACCUCUGCCUGGUGCAACUGUCCUUAUUCCUCCUCCUCCUCCACCUCUGCCUGGUGCAACUGUCCUUAUUCCUCCUCCUCCACCUCUGCCUGGUGCAACUGUCCUUAUUCCUCCUCCUCCACCUCUGCCUGGUGCAGGUGUCCCACCGCCUCCACCACCCCCUCUGCCUGGUGCAGGUGUCCCUCCACCACCACCUCCUCUGCCUGGCCUGGGAAUGCCACCCCUGGCCCCACCACCUUUGCCUGGAGCUGUGCCACCUCCUCCACCACCAGCUCCGAGCAGCGCCUACCCAGCAGUCCCACAAGUCUCUGGGUUUCUUCCUCCUCUGUUACCAUCUGGUUUAUUUGGGAUGGGUGUGAGUCAGGAGAAAGGGAGCAGGAAACAAGUGAUAGAGCCUUCUCGACCAAUGAAGCCUCUUUAUUGGACAAGAAUUCAGCUGCACAGUAAAAGAGAUUCUAGUGCUUCACUUGUGUGGGAAAAAAUUGAAGAACCUUCCAUAGAUUAUCAUGAGUUUGAAGAACUGUUUUCUAAAACAGCUGUUAAAGAGAGGAAGAAACCCAUUUCGGACACCAUUACAAAAACAAAGACUAAACAAGUUGUCAAGUUGUUAAGUAACAAAAGAUCUCAAGCUGUUGGAAUACUAAUGUCUAGCCUUCAUCUAGACAUGAAGGACAUUCAGCAUGCUGUUGUGAACUUGGACAACUCUGUAGUUGACCUAGAGACCCUUCAAGCCCUCUAUGAGAAUAGAGCACAAUCAGAUGAAUUAGAAAAAAUAGAAAAGCAUAGCAAGGCAUCGAAGGAAAAAGAAAAUGCCAAGUCUUUGGAUAAGCCUGAACAGUUCCUCUAUGAACUCUCGCUAAUUCCCAACUUUUCAGAACGUGUAUUUUGCAUCCUGUUCCAAUCAACGUUUUCAGAAAGCAUUUCUUCAAUUCGUCGCAAACUUGAAUUGUUACAGAAACUGUGUGAGACACUGAAAAAUGGGUCAGGAGUUAUGCAGGUCUUGGGCUUGGUUCUUGCGUUUGGAAAUUAUAUGAAUGGUGGAAACAGGACACGAGGACAGGCAGAUGGGUUUGGACUAGAUAUCCUGCCAAAGCUGAAAGAUGUCAAGAGCAGUGACAACAGUGGAAGUCUUCUAUCUUACAUGGUCUCAUACUAUUUGCGUAAUUUUGAUGAGGAUGCUGGAAAAGAGCAAUGCAGUUUCCCUCUUCCUGAGCCACAAGAUCUCUUCCAGGCUUCUCAAAUGAAGUUUGAAGAUUUUCAAAAGGAACUUCGCAAAAUGAAGAAAGAUUUGCGAGCAUGUGAGACAGAAGCAGCAAAAGUUUAUCAGCUAUCACUAGAAGAGCACCUCCAGCCUUUCAAAGACAGCAUGGAGCAAUUCAUUAGUCAAGCUAAAGUAGACCAAGAAAAUGAGGAGAAGUCAUUGACAGAAGCACAUAAAAGCUUUUUGGAAACUGCAGCUUAUUUCUGCAUGAAACCAAAAAUGGGAGAGAAAGAGGUGUCCCCACAUUCUUUCUUCAGUAUUUGGCACGAAUUCAGCUCUGACUUCAAAGAGUUCUGGAAGAAGGAAAACAAACUUAUUCUGCAAGAAAGAGUUAAAGAAGCAGAGGAAGUCUGCAGGCAGAAAAAGGGGAAAUCACUUUACAAUAUAAGACCAAAACAUGACUCUGGAAUUAAAGCGAAGAUAAGUAUGAAGAUCUGAGAGAAGAGAAGCGAAAGCCGUUGCAACCUGCUUACCAAAACUCAACACGUCCCUGGGUGGGGGAUGAGGGGGAAGGAAACUGCAUCAUCC
Molecule: messenger RNA, 5183 nt
Organism: Tinamus guttatus (white-throated tinamou)
Lineage: Eukaryota; Metazoa; Chordata; Aves; Tinamiformes; Tinamidae
Source: RefSeq, a predicted model, not a curated record